Molecule: messenger RNA, 1356 nt
Organism: Closterium sp. Yama58-4
Lineage: Eukaryota; Viridiplantae; Streptophyta; Zygnematophyceae; Desmidiales; Closteriaceae
Source: the annotation of a GenBank genome assembly
AUGGCGAAAGCUCAGCUUCUCGAGGCGCAGAACGCAGGAAGCAGCGCGAUGGAAGCCGCGGGGCGCCCUGCGCAUGCCGACUGCACAUUCCGCUGCGCGCACGCCUCGCCGUCCACGGAAACGGCUUGUUAUCCACAUAACCAUACCGCUAGGCAAACGGCGCAUGGCGGUCACGAGGAGAGCGGCAAUCGCGGCGAUAUCAGGGGCUGCGACGAUCGCGCGAACGACGUCGAUCGCGAUGGUGGUGCCGAGGAGGGAUGCCCCGUCGCUCCGUGGGAAACGGAGCUGCGGCGGGAUAGGGACGUUGAAUACACCACAAAUCUCUCGCAAUGGCUGCGCGAACGAGCUGACGUGGCGGAGUCGUGGAAGUGGAAGCACGUUUCCAUGCGAGACGCAUUGGAGUCCUCCGGGGCGGUGCGACCAGUGCGCUUCUACCUCUCGCCUUCUCGAAACGCGCUCCACUGCACGUGGUGCUUCAGCCAGGUGAUGGUGGGGCAUCCGCAAGUCGUACAUGGCGGCGCAACUGCCUUCGCCUUUGACGAGACCUUUGGCGUGCUCUUCGCCAUGCUGGGCGUGGGCCAUGGCUUCACUGCCAACAUCAGUGUCAACUACCGCAAGCCUCUGCCGGCGGCUUUCACUGCAUGCAUGCACGUUGCCCUAGACCGAGUGGAGGGAAGGAAGUAUUUCUUGUGUGGCUCCAUUCGCAGCGACCCGAGUGAGGACGCGGAGAUAUAUUCUGAAGCCUCAGCUCUCUUCAUCAUCCCACGCCCCCCGAGCUCUGAUCGUGUUCCACGUGGCCCGCCGCUUCUCACGCUUCAGCAACUUCACGUACCGCGGUUGACGCAUGAGAAAGGUGCUGCGAUUCAAACACGCGCGCACAGCCAUGGCUUUGGCAAGGUGCGGCCGCGGCGAGAAAAAUCGGUUUCGCCAUCAUCCGUAUCACCUUCAGCAGCAGCAGUGCCGUCGUUGCGACUCUUUACACCAUCAGCCGCACACCAUAAUCCUUGCGUGCUGCCGCUGCGUGCUAUUCUCCUCUUGUCGCUGCUCCUGGCGCCAUCACCCCCAUCCCCCUUCUCCCCCUCUCCUUCGGGAACGCUCCCACGCCACUCUCUCACAGCCGCCGCCACUGCCAUCAACCCUGUCCAGUGGCCCACCGUGCAGGAGUUUCUUCUCACUGCCGGCCCGUUCCUCGAGUCUUCUACGUGGAACAGCGGAGCCACAUGCACCGGCUUUUCUAAGCAAACGCAAGGCCUCUUAUGCGACAGCAACGGCUUUGUCAUAUCUAUCGCCAUAACAGGCUUGAGUCAGAGCAUCCCGUCGGCACUCUACCAGCUCACGACCCUCGGUGGCCUGUGA